GGAACCUUUAGGAUUCAGAAAAAGUACUGGACUUAAGCUGAGUGGCACAUGGGCUGUGGGCAAGACAUCACAUCUGAACAAAGAACCUGAGGUGCAUUCCUGGAGACUGGUCUUCACCUAAUACACAACAGGCUUUCCAAUUGAGAGAAAAGACCUGUUUCUGCUGCCAUGAUAACCAUACAAGGAAUAGAACACACUGCAUUGGAAGCUGGCUGUGAUGCCCAAAAGGUGGGACAACAGCCUUUAUAUGUGAAUUCACUUUCGUGGAAAAGGAUGACAGAGAAGUUCUUGAAGGGAGAACCCAAAAUCCUUGGGGUUGUGCAGAUUGUGAUUGCCCUCAUGAACCUCAGCAUAGGAAUCACGAUGAUAAGUUCUAUUGUGCCAGCUGGUGAAAUCCUUCCUGUCUCAGUGUAUAUAGGGUACCCAAUCUGGGGAUCUCUGAUGUUUAUUAUUUCAGGAUCAUUCUCAAUUGUAGCAGGAAGAAGAACUACAAAAGGUUUGGUUCGAAGUAGCCUAGGCCUGAACAUCACCAGCUCCGUGUUUGCUAUCUCAGGGAUCAUAAUCAGCUCACUGAGCCCAGGCAUUUAUUCUUUCCAUUUCUACUACUGUGCAUAUAGAAGCUCUUCAGAAAGCUGUCUCAUGACCAUGUCCAUUUUAAUUGGUCUGGAUAUUGUGGUAGUCAUUUUAAGUGUGCUGGAGUUCUGCAUUGCUGUGUCUCUCUCUGCCUUUGGAUGCAGAGUGAUGUGUUGUAACCCUGGUGGGGUCGUGGUAAUUAUGCCAUCAAGUCCUCCCAUGAAAGAAACAGCGUGUCCUAUAUCACUUUAAGGAGGUUUGAUACCACUGGCACACCAAGAGAAAAAUGUUCCAGAAAAUCUGCAGUGAUUUUUUUUCAAGAACUACACAUGGGGAAACAUAAGACUUUAAUUCUGAUGUGGAUCUCUCUCUCUCUCUCUCUCUCUCUCUCUCUCUCUCUCUCUCUCUCUCUCUCUGUAAGUUUUGAAUUACAUUCUCAUGUUUCCCCAGGAGCUUGGCUGAUCAUUCCAUUGGCUUUUCAUAAGAAUAUCAGAGUGAAAUAAAUAAAACAUCCA
Molecule: messenger RNA, 1088 nt
Organism: Onychomys torridus (southern grasshopper mouse)
Lineage: Eukaryota; Metazoa; Chordata; Mammalia; Rodentia; Cricetidae
Product: membrane-spanning 4-domains subfamily A member 4A-like
Exons: 7
Coding region: 169-825 (218 amino acids)
Cellular component (GO): membrane; Golgi apparatus
Source: RefSeq, a predicted model, not a curated record